AUGGCUAUAUGCAUGGUAGUGACAUUUGAUCCUAACUUCCCCCUUGAAUAUUGGCUUUUUAAGGUCGUUGAAAUUGGCGGCGGCGGAGGUGGUGUUGUUGAAUCAGAAAUGAAUGUGAGCCACCCAUCGGUGCACCCAGUGGAAGCGCCGCAACCUCUGACCGACGGUGCGAAUGUUCCGAGAGUGAGGAUGAAGGACGUCCAAGGCAUGCCUGGCACUAUAGGUGGCCUGAUCUUGCGUUUCUCUCAGUUUGUGUUCGCAGUCAUAGCUCUUUCUGUCAUGGCCACCACUAGUGACUUCCCUUCUGUCACUGCCUUCUGCUUCCUUGUUGCUGCUGCUGGCUUGCAGAGUUUGUGGAGCCUUUCGCUAGCCAUCGUGGAUAUGUAUNUAAAAUGA
Ilex paraguariensis (yerba mate) is the source of this 396-nucleotide messenger RNA. Lineage: Eukaryota; Viridiplantae; Streptophyta; Magnoliopsida; Aquifoliales; Aquifoliaceae. The record is from the annotation of a GenBank genome assembly.